UGUAUACAUUAUAAAAAAUAGUCAUACUAAAGUAGGUAACUUCAGUAUUUUUUAAAGUUUGACUGUGAAGGAUGCAACAAUGAGAUAUUAAAUUGAAUACAUUUAGUCUUUUUUCCGUCUUUUGACAGUUACAUUCAAUAUAAAUCAUUAAAUCGAUACAUAAGACUUUUGAUAAUCAUCAUAUAAGCAUGUUUCUUAAUAUAGCAGCUGAAGCAGCCAGAGCAAAUAUUCUCAUCUAUUAAAUUUCAAAUUAAAUAAAAAUUAAAACAGCCAAAAUCACAUAGGAAAUUAUAUGAAAUGUGAUCUUUCUGCCUAAGAUUUUGCAAAAUAGUGAGGAAGAUAAAAUAUUGUGAAACUUGGUGAUCACUUGCAAUUUUGGCUAUUACAUACAUGAUAUUCACUUAUGUAUAUGAUAUAUACUUAUGUAUAUGUAUACAACAUAUAAGGUACUUCAUGGUGAUUUACUGAAAAGGUAUGCAUCACCAAACAUAAGAAAUUAAUGUAGUGGGAAUUUCAUAUUUUAUAUAACAUGUAGCUUGGUGUUGGAUUUUUUUGUUCUGAUUUAGUGGAAGGAAAAUAACUGCAGAAUGGAAUACUUGGGUUUUUUUUCAUUUAUUUAAUUCAAUACAAAAUGACAACUUUUGCUUUAUUCUCCAUAUGCAUGCCCACACAAAGUUUUGCUAGGUUUCAACAUACAACAGUGCAAACUCAUUACUUUGGUAAAGCAGUCAGCGAUGAACAAUACAAAGAUCCUUUUAAACUUGGAGGGAAAGACUUGAAAAAUCUCUAUGAGGAUAUUAAAAAGGAAUUACGGGUUUCUACUACAGAGCUUAAAGAAAUGUGUGACUACUACUUUGAUGGUAAAGGGAAGGCCUUUCGGCCAAUUAUUGUGGCACUAAUGGCCAGAGCAUGCAAUUUUCAUCAUAACAAUUCUGGAGAAGUGAAGGCAAACCAGCGCUCUGUAGCAUUAAUUGCAGAAAUGAUCCAUACCGCUACAUUAGUUCAUGAUGAUGUAAUUGAUGAUGCUAAUUCACGAAGAGGAAAAGUUACUGUUAAUCAAAUCUGGGGGGAAAGGAAGGCAAUCUUAGCUGGUGAUUUCAUCCUUUCUACGGCAUCUUUAGUUUUAGCACGUAUUGGGAACACAACUGUCCUUUCUCUAAUAACGCAAGUGAUUGAAGAUCUGGUGCGUGGUGAAUUUCUUCAGCUGGGUUCCAAAGAAAAUGAAAAUGAGAGAUUUUCUCACUACCUCGAAAAAACUUUUAAGAAGACUGCAAGUCUUAUAGCACACAGCUGUAAAGCAGUUUCUGUACUAGGCUGUCCUGAUCCAAAAGUUCAUGAAAUUGCAUAUCUAUAUGGAAAAAACCUUGGGAUAGCAUUUCAGUUGGUAGAUGAUGUGCUAGAUUUUACAUCAUGUUCUGAACAGCUAGGAAAGCCUGCAUCAGCGGACCUUAAACUUGGAAUAGCCACUGGACCCGUCUUAUUUGCUUGCCAGCAAUUCCCAGAAAUUAAUGCCAUGAUAAUGAGGCGAUUCACUUACCCAGGCGAUGUCCAACGUGCCCAGGAAUUUGUAUUACAGAGUGGUGGCAUACAGCAAACAAACUACCUCGCACAGCGUUAUUGCCAUGAGGCAGUGAAGGAGAUUAGCAAACUUCGACCAUCUCCAGAAAGAGAUGCUCUUAUGCAGCUGGCAGAGAUUGUUUUGUCUCGAGACAAAUAACCCUCUUCUUCCUGAUGAUUCUGGCAGCUAUUUUACCAGACUGUGCCUAAACUGUUUCAGAACAUCUUGGCUUGCUUCUGGUGGAGUUCCCAUUUUUUUAAAAAAAGUUUUCCUAGUUAAGUAACUAGGCUUAUGAAAUGCUUUUAUUGAAGAAAGCCUUAUGCAACAGUGAAACACAAUCAGUCUGUUAAAUUGGUAGCAGCAUGUGGUACCUAUGUUUUUAAUGAAGAGGUUUCUUGUUUUAUGUGGGCAUUUGUUUACACUGUUCACUAUUGAUGCUGAAGGCCACAAACAAUAAAAUACAAUCAGUGUAUUAAA
This is a messenger RNA of Pantherophis guttatus, 2035 nucleotides long. NCBI's taxonomy places the organism in Eukaryota, Metazoa, Chordata, Lepidosauria, Squamata, Colubridae. The record is from RefSeq and is a predicted model, not a curated record.